Messenger RNA from Cyprinus carpio (common carp), 1897 nucleotides. RefSeq lists its product as uncharacterized. NCBI's taxonomy places the organism in Eukaryota, Metazoa, Chordata, Actinopteri, Cypriniformes, Cyprinidae. The record is from RefSeq and is a predicted model, not a curated record. Gene Ontology annotation, cellular component: external side of plasma membrane. The transcript has 13 exons. Gene Ontology annotation, molecular function: protein binding. Gene Ontology annotation, biological process: positive regulation of cytokine production involved in immune response; positive regulation of T cell migration; negative regulation of alpha-beta T cell proliferation. The coding region runs from base 481 to 1614 and encodes 377 amino acids.
UCUGGUUUAUUGCCAGUUAAUCGCAAGUGCGGUCGCGGCAGAGUUGCUAGCUCCAGUACAGUGGGUGGCGGUAAUGCGCCACUAAAGGAAGGAAGUACAAGAAGGAAGGAAGGAAGUAAAGGAAGUACAAGAAGAAGAAGAAAGCGGCAGAUUUGAAUGCAUAAUUCUAAUACAUCAGUAUGAUUCGAUAAACUUCAGCAGCAUUUCUUUGACACAUGCAGUGCAGUUAGGCGAGCUCAAAUCAGAUACAAAACUGCUCGAGCACUAUUAAUUUACAGUGAUAAAUGGCAAGGGAAACAUCAGGUAAAUAUUUCCUGACUUCCACUAGAGGAUAUCCCUCACAACGAAGACAGAACCAUGUCUUGGACAUUCGCCUCAUAAAUUAUUGAACGGAAAUUAAAUUUUGUUUAAUAAACUUCAUAAGAAAAAAAGAAGGCAGUGUGAUCUCUGGACCAGUGAUGAUUCUUUUAGUUCCUUGACAUGUACAUAUGUACCUUCAUUCAUCUGUCAACAUUACUACCUCUCCUUCUCACCAUGAACAUUGUGCUGUGUAUGGCAACAUGUAAUAAUGCAGAAUAUGAAAUUAAUGGAGAGUGUUGCCCAAUGUGUGAUCCAGGAAAAAGAGUUAAGAACCAUUGUGAUGCGUACACAAGCACAACAUGUGAUUCAUGUCCUGUGAUGACCUACACUAACGUUCCUAAUGGAUUCACAAAAUGUCUGCCAUGUUUUGUGUGUGAUUCAAGUAAUGGGUUGAGAGAAAAGCAGGCAUGUACAUCAAUAUCAGAUACAGUGUGUGAACCUCUUCCAGGUUAUUACUGUAUAGACUUGCUCUCCAACUGUAAAAAGGCCAUGAAACAUUCAACCUGUUCACCUGGACAAUAUAUCAACCAAACCGCUGAAUAUGAGAUACACAAGCAGUGCUGCCCAAUGUGUUCCCCUGGUAAGACUUAUGUUGUCUGGCAUUGUCAUUUUUGGAAAAUCACAACUUGUGUUCCAUGCCCUCAAUUAACUUUCAUUGAUGAACCAAAUGGCCUUGUGGAAUGCUUUCCCUGUACUGUAUGUGAUGCAGACCGAGGUUUAAGACUGAGUGAAGUAUGCACUCGAUCAUCAGAUACUGUUUGUGGGCCACUGGAGAGAUUCUACUGCAUUGAAAAACAGAAAGGCAGCUGCACUUUAGCUGUGCAACAUUCUGAAUGUAGCCCUGGACAAUAUAUCAAACAAGCAGGUACUGGUUCCACAGAUACUGUAUGUGCUGACUGUACAGCUGACACAUAUUCUAACGGAUCUUUCUCAUCCUGUUUACCACAUACAAAAUGUGAAGCCAUGGGACUUGCUGAAACAAAUCCAGGAACACAUUCAUCAGAUUCUGAAUGUGGAAAUCCCCCUACUGCUGUAGCAAUCAUUGCCUCUAGUGUUAUAGUUACUUUAAUAUUAAUUACAGUAGUAAGUGUUUUAAUAUUUAAACACAUUCGGAAGAAGAAACUAUCAAAAAGUUCAGCGUUGCAGGAAACAGGAAAUGGUUUUUGUGAAAACGAAAGUUCAAAAGGUGUUGGGGGCAGGAUAAAUGUUGAAUCAUUUGGACUAGAAGAACAAGUCCUAAGAACCUGGGAAUGACUACAGUUUCUAAACUACUCAUAUAUUUUACCACAUUCACUGAAAGAGUUAUCAUGCCAGGAAUUUAUCGGUUUGAGCAGUGAUUACUAAUCCUCUUACAUUUAGCAGAUAUGCAAAUAAGUAGCCAUUUAAUUAACAGUCUAGAAUAAUCAUGGCUGAGACACUGUGCAAACUUAAAAGAAAACCAAACUGAUCUCAAGAACAGCUGUUACUUCUUGCCCAACUUUUAAUUACAUUAAAUAAUAAUCGUGAUAUGUUUCUAAAAUGUUUAUGUUAUUAUUUU